UGGUGGGUGCUUCUGAUUCCCCCUAAAGCCACCUCAGCACCCCUUCUCCCUAGCCAGAGGCCUGGUCACUAGGGCUAGGUUCUGACUGGCCAACAAGGGGCAAGAGGCAGCUCUUUUAGGGUUCUCUAGGCCCCUAGUCUCCAGCUCCCCUCAACAUAUAUACUUCUCCCUCUAUGCAAAGGCUGGGGGAAACUCUAGCAUUCUGACUCAUGCCUCUGCUCUCCUCCUCAUGCCCUGAAUGGACCCCAUAACCAACCCAGCCCCUUCCCCUCUUCCUCCAGACCCCCCCCCCACCCCCACUCCAGGGUUAAAGCUGCAGCCCGUUGCCGAGGUAGCAUUGCGGGGCAGCAUCCUGUCGCCCGGCAACCGGCUGCAGAAUCAGGCACCUGUCCCUGGAUUUGCCCCUCCAGCAUCCCCUCCCUGUCUAGCCCCUGCCUCAAGGCACCUUAACUUCUGAGGGGAGAAAUGGAGAGGGCCUGGGGUGCAGGGGUCUCCCCCACUACACAAAUCCUGCUAGAAUGAGAUGUUGAAGGGAGGGUAAGGUGCUGGGCUUGUGCAGUCCCAAGAAAGACCCAAGUCUGGCCUGGGGUGGGAGUUCAGUGCCAUGAAAUUACAGCUCAGGAGUGAUUAACACGUAUAAACAAACCCACCACUUCCUGCUAAUUAAUGACUUGGUAUUUUUAUUUUCUCUUCCUUGUCUAUCUCAUCCCUUCCAGGGAGGUGGGAACUGGGACUCCUGAGUCCCUGAGGAGAACCUGCCUGGGAGGGAUAAACAGCUGGAAGGGGAAGUACUAGGAGUCUGGCUCCCAGUGACUAUGUGGAGGCCGGGCGGCCCAGGCAGUCCUGGGACCUGCGGCCAUGGGUGAACAAACCCACUACCGAGCCCAGCCGUGCUCUGGCACCAACCCCAGGAAAUGCCAGGAACUAGGAGACUCAAUUCUUCUGAUCCUGGGCAGCUUCAUCUUGCUCAACGUGGGGAUCAAUGUGGUGACUCUGCUCUGGAGGCAUCUGAAGAGCUCCUUGCGGACACUCUUCCAUCAUGUUUUCCCCAAAAACAAGCAAGCCAGCUGUGUAGGCAGCCAUCGCAUGUGCAUGCGCUGCUCCGUGGAUCCCAAGAACCUGUGCUCAAGAGAUCCUUCCCGCUUCCGCCAUCGCCCAAGCUUCCUGCUCGGGCACCCAAACCACCUUGACUCGUGGAUGCCAGACACAAAACAUGAGAAGGCUUCUGGGUGCUGCUGGAUGCCGCCUCAGUGUGGACGGGCUGGGGCUCCCAUGGAGGCUCCACGGGGACUGUGGAAGGAGAGGGUAGUGGGAGCUGGCGAGGCCCCUCUGGUCACAGCCUUAAAGUCCCGAGCCACCUUUUACUCCAGGCAAGAGACAUCUUCCAAGCUCCGCAGGAUGAGCAAGGUGGACGUGCUUCCACUCCGCCUGCCCCAAGAGAGCAAGACGAAGACCCCAGACUAUGACCCAGCCCAGGCCCCAGCCCGGGCCCAGACCCGCCCCCCAGUUCAGCCCCCUGCGCAUGCUCCUGCCAAGGCCCAGACCUUCUCCUCAGCCCACCCCCCUGAGCACACCCCCCCCAGGCCGAGACCUUCUCCCGAGGCCACGCCCAUGAGCACACUUCCGCCCAGGCCCAGGCCUUCUCCCCAGUGGACCCCACUGGGCACACUCCUUCCAAGGCCUAGAACUUCUCCUAAACCCACCGCUGAGCACGCGCCACCUCAGGCCCAGACUUGCUCCACGUUCCACCCCCCUGAGCACACCACCCCCCAGGCCCAGACCCCCUCCCCAGCCCUCACCCCUGAGCACAGCUCUGCCCAGGUCCAUGGCCCUGAGCAUACCUCAGCCCAUACCCCAGCCCAGGCCCAAGCCCAGGCCCCCUCAAAUGCCUCAGCCCAGUCCCUGGGCCACACUUCUGUCUGCACCCUGACCCAUGCUCAUCUGACCUAUACCCAUGCCAACACUCUGGUCCCUCCCCCACCUUCGGCCCCAGUCCCUCCCCCAACUUCUGCCCCUGCUACUACUCCUGCCCUAGCCCCUACACCAGCCCCUGUCCCGAUCUCUGCCACAACCUCUGUCCCAGUGCUGGUCAUGGCCCUGACGACCACUCCAGUCCCUUCCACCACCCCUACCCCCAUCCUAGCUUCUAUUCCCUCUACCUUGUCUGCCUUCAGCCAAGGCCUCUCCUCCGGCCAGGUGGUCUACGAUGCCCGCAGGGUAAAGCAGAACGUGGUCCAUGUGUGUCCCCCUCAGAACUCGGGGUACUCCAGAAAGGACUUGGGUACCGUCUCCAGGCCCCAAGAGGGGCAUGGUCUGGUGAGCUCUGGUACAGCUGAGCAAACACUGAAGCAAUGUAGUGGGGACAGUGCCAAGCCCUCCACAGGAUCCAGACUGGGUUACCUGGAGUUGGGGACUAUGGAAUGGAAGAUCUCAAAUGAUGCCAAAGACAAAUUUGUGCAGUCCAAGACCUUCCCUUACUGCAGCUUCCAUCCUUGCAGUUCUGAGAAGAGAAACACGGACCCCCAGGCUCCAGUCUACCCCCAAUUCCUGGUGUACUCCAAGGGUGCUGCACCUUCUCAACCUUGCUUCCAUUCUCCAACCAGUGCCCAGAGCUCACCAUGCGCCAUGCCUCCACCAUGCACUCUUUCUCUGCCUCUUGUUUCUCCCAGAUCCUUUGUCCUUCAUCAACACAGCAACCACCAGAAGCCCUCCGCCUUAAUACAACCCCCCACCUUUCCCCCAACCUCCACGUCUCCUCCGUCUGUCCUCUCUUCCCAGGGCCCCAUCCCUCCCCAGUUAUCCACGACGUCCCAAACCCCAAACCAGCCCCAACCCCCUGAACUUCGUGAGAGUCUAGGCCUCAACCAAGGCUCUGUCCUCCAAAGGACCCCAGGCCCUUUAAAAGACUGUAGAGUUUCCAGAAACCCAGGCCUUACCCCAAAUCCAGGCCUCCACAAGAACCCUCUAGGAACUGACUCUGUCCAAGCUUUGGGCCCACAUCAGACCCGAAAGUUAUUUAGAUCUGAGGCAGUUCCUCGAAAGGAGGAUGCAGGGCAGCACAUACCAUGGACUUCUGUCCCACCCAGUCAGAACUCCUGCUCUCCCAAGGCUCAGUUGACCUACAAUGACCUGCAAACCUUCUCAGAGGUACCUGUGCUGAUUGAGCUGCAAUCAUCCUCCCGGCGAGCAGGCAGCCAAGACUGGGUGUACCACCCCAUGGAUACAGUUCCUCCAGCCUGCCAGAACUAUCGCCAGAUGUCUACGCCUCCCAAGACCAGCUGGAAGCCCUACUGUCCUGGGUCAGGCACCCGGCUAGGGCAUGGGGUCUUUGACGCCCGCCAGAGACAGUUCAGAGCGGGCAGGGACAAAUGCGAAGCUCUGUCUCCCAGGCGCCUUCACCGAGAGACAUCCAACAACUCACCGGAGACCAUCAAGGAGUGGGGAUAUCAGGGGACAGAUAUGCAUGAGGAAUAAAGAGACAAGAGACGUG
Molecule: messenger RNA, 3490 nt
Organism: Balaenoptera musculus (blue whale)
Lineage: Eukaryota; Metazoa; Chordata; Mammalia; Artiodactyla; Balaenopteridae
Biological process (GO): sperm individualization; flagellated sperm motility
Cellular component (GO): cytoplasm
Source: RefSeq, a predicted model, not a curated record